Maylandia zebra (zebra mbuna) is the source of this 1704-nucleotide messenger RNA. RefSeq names its product CD276 antigen homolog. Gene Ontology annotation, cellular component: external side of plasma membrane. The record is from RefSeq and is a predicted model, not a curated record. Gene Ontology annotation, biological process: regulation of cytokine production; T cell receptor signaling pathway. Gene Ontology annotation, molecular function: signaling receptor binding. Lineage: Eukaryota; Metazoa; Chordata; Actinopteri; Cichliformes; Cichlidae.
UGGGGUACACCCUGGACAGGUCACCAGUCUGUCACAGAGAUAGCACAUAGAGACAGUCACUUUUAAUAAUUUCUAUUAUCAAUCUCAAAUGCUUUGUGAUAUUAUUAAUAAUUAGACGUAUGGAAGUGGACAGUGACGAUGGGAUCACUGUUGACAAGUUGCUUCUGCUGGGAAGCCAUGUCUGUUGCCACUGCAAUAGAGGGUGGGUAAAUAAAGCUAAGAAAUUGUUGAUAAGACAUUGGAAACUGCUUGUACAGCAUUCAGAGACUUGUGAAACCACGUUUUAAGGUGUGAGUGUCUAAUAGUAGUCUUGGUAAACUUGUAGUACUCCCAGUUAAAACUUCCCAUAGGAGCAGUGACAGUGGGCGCUGCUGCUGUGAGAGGGAAAAGGGGAGCAGCCUCCACUGAGGAUGGCCUAAAGUUAAACUGAGGGUUGCAGAACAUCAUCCUCUGAACUGUUAUUUUUACUAAAAACGAAUUUCCCUGACACUCCUACGCCAGGGCUGCAGAUUGUCACCUCGAGUGGUACAUUAAAUGUUUUGGGAAAAUUUCCUUGUUUGCUGGGAUACAACCUGGCACAAUGAUCUACUUUUGCCCAUUUUGAGAAAUGGUGUUUGUGAUUGAUUAGUUAUGCCUGUAGAGGUCUUUAGGGGGAGCUCUUGCCACCAUACUGAAGAUGUUGAAAGGAAAGCUAUCCCACCAUUUUCUCUCAUUUAUCCUCUUUUCAGUGUCUUUCAGCAAAUCAAAGUUCACAGUGAUGGAUGUUGGACUGAUACGAAGCAGAUGCUCACAGUUGGUUUCAAAGGUUUCAGUCGUCAGUUUAAAGGUCUGCUGUUCUGGUUCUUGGUGCCAGUUUCAUCAGAAACAAAUGGAACCAGAGGGGCACCGCUGGUCCUUCAGUGCCAUCACAACCUCAGCGAAAAGUUCAUUCCUGAGCAAACCUCCAUAUACUGGCAAAGUAAUUCCAGCGUUCUUCAUGUUUUUUCAAAAGGACAAGAGGAAUUUCAACACCAAAGUGAGUCAUUUAAAAACAGGACUGCAAUUUUCCGCGAUCAACUGGCCUCUGGCAACUUCUCCCUUGUCAUCAAUCCGCUGAUGCUGAAAGACGAUCAGCUCAGCAUCGAAGUUGCUUACAUACCAGAAAGCAGGACGCUCUGCCAAACCACUGUUCAUGUAGCAGCUCGUUUUGAGAUGCCAAAUAUCGUGGUCAACACCAUAGAUAUGAUGGCUAUGUGUGCAACAAAGGGGGGCUUUCCUGAACCAGAGCUAUCAUGGAUCUCCGUGGACCACGAGGGACAUGAACGUACACUUGAACCACCUGAUGUCCAGACCCUUGAGAUCUACAAGGAAGAUGACGGCACCUACAGAGUUACCAGUACUGCCAACAUCAGAGGAUCACAGAAAGUUACAUGCAGCGUUUACAACCCGACUUCAAAGGAGACAUUGAGUGUAAUUAAAGACGUAAUUACAGAUGAAGGCUGGAGUCUGCCUUUGGGAGCUGUUCUUGGAGUACCGGUAAUACUUGCAGUAAUACUCGGAGCAGGAGCCACCAUUGGCUGCCGAAAAAGGAAAAGGAGAGACUGUUCAGGACAAAGCCUACAACAACUGAGCGCCAAUGAACCUGCACCAUUGGAAGACAGCACUCCUGAUCCUGCAGCUGUUGUAGUUGAUGAUGUAGCUAAAUAAAGGGAAAACACUAAAUAG